AUGACUCGAAGCCAGAGGUCGAGUUGGAGGAGAAGCCUCCGCGAGAAGACGAGACAGAGUGGAAGGCGGCGACGGGUUGCGGAUGGCCGCCAGGCCGCCGAGAAGCCGGUUCGCCAACGAGAAACAAACGGAAGGAGGAGGGCGGCGCCCUUUCGCUACCCUAGCUCGCAAGGCUUAGGCCACGGGUCGGCUCGUGGGAUCAGUGGUACUGGACCCGGAUUGGUUCGAGAAGGGCAAAAGCGUGGGCUGAGGAUUGAGCUGAGUUGGGCUAGGCACGGCCUGAUCCUAUGGUCGUCCGAGAGCAGGUUAACAAGAGCUCUCUUGUAUGGGUUUGGGCCAAAAUCAACAGGCCCAAUUGCUGAGAAAGAUGGGUUGAAGGGUGGACAAGAAGCAGUCGAGGAGAAGUGGACGGAUUAG
Linum trigynum is the source of this 417-nucleotide messenger RNA. The record is from the annotation of a GenBank genome assembly. Lineage: Eukaryota; Viridiplantae; Streptophyta; Magnoliopsida; Malpighiales; Linaceae.